Messenger RNA from Acanthopagrus latus (yellowfin seabream), 4799 nucleotides. RefSeq lists its product as uncharacterized. Bases 1 to 2499 code for a protein of 832 amino acids. The transcript is spliced from 11 exons. The record is from RefSeq and is a predicted model, not a curated record. NCBI's taxonomy places the organism in Eukaryota, Metazoa, Chordata, Actinopteri, Spariformes, Sparidae. Gene Ontology annotation, cellular component: cytoplasm; membrane. Gene Ontology annotation, biological process: regulation of cell shape.
AUGUCGACAUUGAAUGUCACCUCACUGGGGGGGAAAGAGCCUGAGCUAGUGCGGGAGGUUGAGCAGCUAGAGAUAGUUGGGCUCACCUCCACACACAGUCUGUGCUUUGGAAUCCAACUCCUUGAAAGAGGAGGGUUGCUUCCCUGCGCCUUCGGGUCAGGGAUAAGUCUCUCAGCUUACGGGCCGAACAGCAGUGUAGAGUACCCGGCCUUCCUGGAGGCCCUGGGAAGGCUAUUGGAAAGUGUCCCAACUGGGGACUCCGUCGUUCUACUGGGGGACUUCAACGCUCAUGUGGGCAGCGACAGAAUGAAUGGGAGGAACGGCCUCCCCGAUCUGACCACGAGUGCUGACCUCCAGAAUGUCCUGGGGCAGUUUGCAGAGUGUGAAAUGGCUGGGAUGAGAAUCAGCGCCUCCAAGUCUGAUGCCAUGGUUCUCAAUCUGAAAAAGGUGUCUUGCUCCCUCUGGGUUGGGGGAGAGUUCCUGCCUCAAGUGGAGAAGUUUAAGAAUCCUGGGGUCUUGUUCACGAAAUUUCCGAUGUUGCUUCUUGUGCCCGUCAUUCUCCUGAUGCACAGGAUGACCACACCCAACAGCACGACCACGGCAUCAUCUGUCAUUGGUCCAAAGAUGCUUCACGCAAAGUGGAAGGACAGCCAAGAGUUAAUCAGCUGUAACACUCACCAACAGGCACACAUAGCCCUGCACACGCCCCGCCCACGCUCCACCCACACCCCGCCCAUACCCCUCUACACCUGCAGCCGGGUGGCCUCGAGCUCCAUGCGGCACAGACGUGCAACCAGCCAGCACGAGAGAGGAGUGGUUUGCUGUCAGGACAAGCAUCGCAUUCAGGAAGACAUUAGACAGAAGAAACUGGAAAUGGACCAGGAGAAAAUCAAAUUACAGCAUCUAAAGAAAAAAGCUCUGAGAGAGCAGUGGCUGCUACAGGACUCAGCUUCCCACAAUGCAACACACUUUCUGACUGACCAGCAGCAGACCAGAGCACUGCAGCUCAGCAUCCACAGGAUAGAAACUGAAGUGGAGGCUUUGGAGAGAGAGGAGUCUAUGAUCUCUACCAAUGAGAGCUUCAUCCUCAACAGACUGAAGGCUGUGGAGAAAAGUUCAGAUGAUAUUAUCAAGGAAGUUCAGGACAGCUUUGUUCCUGAGCCACUAAUGGUCACCACAGUGAUUCCUGAUGUCCCAAAAUCCCUCUCUCCCCCAUACAACAAACACUCUGAACCAAACACACCAAGAAAGGCUCCAUUUGCCAUGGAGGUCAUUGUGAGUAAAAACCUGUCUACUGGGGAGAGCACAGUACUCUCUACUGCAUCAGUUCUCCCAGAGGAGAUACAUCAACACUCAGGGCUCAAGGUUUACGAUGACGGCAGGAAGUGUGUUUAUGCCCUGAACUCACAAGAGGGGUCAUGUGAACAGAGCUGUGGGUAUGAGCUGUCAGCCAAUGAGGUGAAACACUUGCUAAGAAGCACCACAAUGCACCACCAAGUACACCAAUCAAACUAUCAUCAAAACCACAACAGGAGAGAGGACCACUGUUUUUACAAGCACCAAGAUGAAACAGACAGAGCACUGGGGUGUGACCUUAGACACCCGGGGGGUCAUUGCGGUAACCAUCUCCCCCGAAACAACAGCUCAGAGAAAGACUUGAGCUCUAGGGAGAAGUGGCAGAGAAAACCAGGGGCAGAACAUCGCUUAGGUCCACUAGAAAGCCAUUACAGAAGGCAGGAAGAGAGAAAUAACCAAAGCAACCUCAGGGAAGGUCAUCACCAUGGAAACUACAAGGGGUUGGGAAAUCACUACGACAACCAGAGAGAUUGUCACUACAGUUCAUACCAGGUGAGAAACUGUGUUCAAGAAGAUCGGCCUGCAAGCGGCAUCAACAGAAGCAAUAGUUUGGUAAGUGGAGGCAGAGCCAAUGGCUGCCCUCCUCCCAGAUCACAUGACCAGGAAGUGCUGUCCACCUGCCAACCACUGCUCUGCUACACUCCAGCCAAUUAUGUUGCUCUUAGGGAUUACAUCAGUGUGGAGGAAGAAGAACUUUAUCACUUCAAUCCACCCUCUUAUCACAACCAUGAUGGGAACCCCCCCACUGCUGUAUAUGACUCUGCCCAGUCUGACAGAGGUCCCUCCCCCCUCUUCAGAGAUGACACUCCCUACACCAUCCUCAACACCAUGGAGACCAUUGAACCAAUAACAGCCAUCUUCAUGGGCUUCCAGACAGCUCAGGAUGUCAGCGGGCAGGGUCGAGAGUUUGAGGGCUCAAUGAAGGCCGAGCUGGUCAUCAUCGAAGACAACGCUGCUAUCAACAGCAUGAGGGAGAAGAAGAGCCAGGCCACGCUUGGGGGCAAUAGUUAUCCAACAGGAAGUUCAGCUAAUGGAAUCAUGGGACACAUGAAGGGAAUAGGAGACAAGAGGAUGGAGAGACAGGUGGGACCAGAUAUCAGAGAGAUCCCCAAAAAACACAGACUUUGCUGUACUGUCUGCUAACUGGACGUACUAAUGGCAGAGUGUCUGUAUCAAUCUGCUAACCUGAUGACUAACUGCAAACAAGCCCACAGACAGUCUCUGCUGGAAACCCAAUACUUUAUGUAAUAAAUGAAUCAAGUAGCUCCACGAUAGAGAAAGGAGUCAUUUAAAGUGAUGAGCUCAGAGCUCUUCACUUUAAGUGGUUCCAUCCAACAUUUGAAUGUCAAGAUUUAGCACAGUUAAAUCUUGCCACUGUGCACCAUCUGCUCAGCUGCAAACAGCAGACAAGCAUGGUCAGAAAAUAGCUGGUGAAAAUAGUGGAGCAUUCAGCAGCUAAAGAGACUCAGAAGUCAGACUUCAUAAAAACCAAAACAGACCUGGAAGGAGAGUCACUGCACCAAAGUAAGGCCUGUUUUGCUUUGGGUGUGCUGGAUGUGGUAAUAUGCAACAAAAUCUAUUCUAUUGAUGCAGUAAUUAAAAGCUUUACCAAUAUAUUUAUAAUCUGAGCAUCAAACUGCUGCACGCUGUAGAGCUGAAAGGUGGCAAAACAACCUAAGGCUGGAAGUUUCUGUCAGGUCUACAAUCAUCAGAAACAUAUAGGCACUGUGAAGUUAUAGCUUAUAAAUGGAGGUGAUAAAAUGAAGGCUGAUUUCCUUUAUCCACUUUAUAAACACAGCAUGGACAAACAGAUAUCGUUGAUGGCUGUUUGUAUCAUGAAAGUUGUUUUUUGAGCCACAUAUAAACACAGAGAUGAAGAAGCAGCACACUGCCGUCACAAUCAUUAUGUCAUUGCUGCACCUGCCACAGCGCAGAACAGGGAGACAAUCAUGUUGUCUACCACAACUGUAAUAAAUGUCAGAAGGGUUCAGAGGGAGGAAUGUCUCUUUCAACACACCAAAUCUUAAAGCUGUGGAAUAUUACAUAAUCCAUCUUUGCUCACUAUAUCUUCACUUUCUUACCUUCAGGCAUGAAUAAACUGCAGGUCAUUUUCUUAUUAAAGUCCAAAAAUGUCAGGUCAAUUAUUGGUAUAGGCUAAAAUAAUAUUGUGCAUAAUUUCUGAAAAGGUUGUAAGUUCUUUGUUGGAAGAGAACAUUUGCUGUGGUCAGCUGGAAUUCAGAGGUUACAGUGAAUUUCAAUGGUGAGCACUUUUCACUGCUGAAAGAAUAUUAUACAUCAUACUUAUUAUAAUAUAUACAUUAAAUUCUCCAACGACCUGUACAUCUCUUGCUAUCUAAAUCAUUUUGUACUCUUAAAUAAUAUAAAAAUAAUAUCAAAUGUGUUUAUGAAUAAAUGCAAACAUGCAGUGCAAUUUAAACACACUACCCAUGGGUAUAUUCAGCGUAUCAAAGAACUUUGAAAAAUGUAUAGAAAACAGACACAGCUACUGUCCUUUGGCUCCCUCUGCUGGUUGACAGGUGCUGUUGUGACCUAGUUUAUAUUAAUCAGCAGCCAAGAUGCAAGUGUAUUUGCAUUUCUGGUUUGCAAAGUCAAUUUCAGGAAACCUAAUUGGUACCCAGAAAAGUAGAGCAACUUCGCUUCAGCUGACUGAGACUGAGAAGAGAAUGUAUAGGUAAGACAUGAAGCAGGAGGUGAUCUGGGGAGAUAAUGAGAUGUACUCCACCUCCCUAACCCUAACCCCCCACCACACAGAAGUUUGUAACAGUGGUAACCUCUGACAGAGUGAUGGUCAGUCACCUCACUGUGUAUAAAUAAAUCCAUGGAGCCAUCUGUGGAUCUUCUCUCAGCCCAGCUUUCCGUCAGUUUCUCUCUGUAUAUAAUCUAUAGAGCCACCUUCAUGAUCACAGUGAUCAAAGUGGCAGUAUGUAGGAGACACGUUAGUGUUCCAAUAAUAGUGCUAUGAUCACUCAGUGGUGUGUGUGCUGCUGAAGAUACAGCCUAACACUAAACCACCUCUGGAACAACAUCUGUAUAUGUAUUAUAUGUUUUGUUUUCCAUUGGACCAUCCUCCCUGUUAAAAAAUAACAAAUAACAAACUGCUCAAAAGCAAGAUGCCGCUUUUAUUUUUGAUUCUUUAAACAGAAACGUCAGUGUGCUGGCCAAACCAACAAAAACCAGCAAUUAUGUUACAUGACAAAAUAAUUACUCACAAAAUUUGCAAAAAGAAUGCACAGAUAUAUAAUUACUGGAUCAUAAUUAUGUUAAAGACAUCUGAUCCAGAUUUUGCACUUCAAAUAACAUUUUUUUUUUUUUUUUUUGCAGAUGCUUUUUCUUGUAUUGUGUUCCCAUUCCACUGAUGCGUCACAUUUUUAUACUAAAUGUAAAGGGCAUGUGUAAUGAUGAUGCUAAUAAACCUUUGUAUU